Messenger RNA from Aricia agestis (brown argus), 303 nucleotides. Its product is annotated as pupal cuticle protein C1B-like. The transcript has 2 exons. The record is from RefSeq and is a predicted model, not a curated record. Lineage: Eukaryota; Metazoa; Arthropoda; Insecta; Lepidoptera; Lycaenidae. The coding region runs from base 18 to 245 and encodes 75 amino acids.
UCAUUCCUCAAAUCACAAUGUUCAAACUGUUCCUCUUCGCCUGCUUCUUAGCUGUGGCCGCCGCCAAGCCCGGCAUCGUGCCAGUGGCAUACACCGCGCCAGUAGCGGCGGCGUACACCGCGCCAGUAGCGGCCGCCUACACCGCGCCAGUAGCCUACUCCGCCUAUUCCGCCUACACCGCGCCGCUAGCCUACUCCGCCUACACCUACGCUUCUCCAUACUCAGCGUACUACCUGAGGCGCUGAAGUGUUCACGACGACAGAAUUAUUUGAAUAUGGAUUCGAUUAAAUGACUAUGGUAUUA